UGAUAGCUAUUAUGUAAGCAAAGAUAUUACAAGAGUCUUUCUUAACGAUUAACACAUUAUGUAAAGUUUAUGAACAUUUUAUCAUUUUGUAUGCAUCAAUUAAACAAAAUAUUAUGUAAGUUUUCCAUAAUGAUUAAACACUAUAAAUCUUAUGCAGGGAUAGUCAUUUAUUAUGUAUCACUGACACAAACAAUGACAUGGAACAAAAUGAACGUUUGGACCUUUGUGGGAUCCCACGACAUGGAACAGGGCUCUUUCAAUGGCGAACCGGAAUUGAAGGUUUCUGCAGACUUUAAGGAAAGGUUGUGCGCUCCUUGGAAGAAGACCCUUGUCCUACGCCUCUUAGGAAGGUCAAUGUCAUACGCCCACUUGUGCUCACAGCUCCGAUGGAAAUGGCGGCCAUUGGGCAGCUUGGAUAUUAUGGAUCUCAAUAAUCAGACGUUUCUGGCAACCUUCAGCAACGACCAGGAUUACCUCCACACUCUAACUGGAGGACCAUGGACAAUCCUUGACCACUACCUCGUCGUCCACCAAUGGUCUCCAAACUUCCGAACAUCAGACAAGCCUUUCAAAUCGGUGGUAGCCUGGGUUCAACUGCCUGAGCUCCCAUUCCAUUUUUACCACCGAGAAGUCCUGUUCGCACUAGGGAAUCUUCUUGGACACACAAUCAAAAUUGAUUAUCAUACUGAACAAUUUGAACGGGGGAAAUUCACUCGAUUAGCUGUGGAACUUGAUAUGACAAAGCCGCUGGCCACUAGGAUCCGGCUAGACUGGAAAUGGCAACAGGUGGUCUACGAGAACUUACCCCACAUUUGCUUUGAGUGCGGACGGAUUGGUCACACGAUCGACCAAUGCGCCAAGAAGAUGGAUACAAAUGCACGGACAAUAGUGUCGUUGGGGACGUUAUCGAUUUCACGACGGUCGGAGGAAUCAUCGCAGCCACCGGCCGGCUAUGGACCCUGGAUGCAGGUGACGCGAAAGGCACGCAAACCAACUAGGAAAGCCUUCGGGAAUCCUGCUAAGCAGACGGGAGAUCAGCAAGGGAAAGGUGGAAACCCAGAGCGACUAACGCCGAAAAACUCUCACCAUGGGAAAGCUGAUCUUGCAACAGUUUCGAAUGAAGGAAAAGGAAAGAACUUAAAGCUAGAGCAAAAGAAGGAAGGGGAUGAUACUCUGAAUUCAAAAUCAGUCGAGAGGAAUGAGGAAGGGGCUAAGGGACCCAUAAAACAUACCGCAUAAUUAAAAUGGCGGCCAGUUGGGCCGAAGAAGGGGGACUCCAAUUCCCAAGCCCAAUUUAGUGAGGCUUCCACUAGCUUAGUUGGGCUUAAAGAGAAUGACUCUCCUCUACAUCCUGGUACAGCUAUGGCCAACCCACUCAUCUCGGGCUUGGUUGCUAGCUCAGAUCAACAACGAAACGCUCUGACAGAAGCAACCAAAGUUAUCCCCUCCAUCCGGCAUUGACAUCACAAACGGAGUUCCGAGAAAUCUGGUACGAGAAGAAAGAAGAAUGGAUUCAAACUCAAAGUGGGGGUGAAGAAAACUACUCAAUCCAGUCCCAAAACGAAACGUGAAUUGAAACAGAGAGUGACAUCUCCUUCAUUUCCAAUUACACACCAAGCAAUUGAGGAUUUCCUGGCGCAGUCACAACAAAAAAGAGAUGGAUUCCAGAACAAACCCAACGGACGCGAGGCUGAUGAGGCGAUGGAGGACAAUGUGGAAUCUCCCCAAGUUCCGCCGGCAACCGAAGAUGCUGCGAACCCCGUCCGAAGACUUUAGCGGGAUAAUCCAUCCUGGCUGUUCCUCCCUCUCCUCCUCAAUUUAUUUUUUAUGUUUUCCAUCUUCUGCUGGAACUGUCGUGGUGCCAAAAGCACCAAAUUUCUUGCUGCUUUCAAAGAUUAUAUGCGUUUUCACCAUCCAAAUGUUGUCGUCAUAGUUGAACCACGAAUUAGUGGCAAAGAUGCGGAAGAAGUCAUUCGUCGGAUGGGUUUUGACAAGUUUGAGGUGGUUGACGCGGUAGGGUUCUCGGGAGGAAUUUGGGUCCUCUGGAACACCUCAGAUGUCACCAUCUCCAUUUUGGACUCCGAACCUCAAUUCAUUCAUUUUCGUUGUAUUGAUUUGCAGGAUAAUCAGUCAGUGCUUAUGACAUCAGUUUAUGCUAAACCAAAUGACCAUGACUGGGCACCUCUCUAGAAAGCGAUUCAUAGACUGAACCGAGGUAUAACAGAACCGUGGAUCCUUGCAGGAGACUUUAAUUCAAUCCGCAAUUCUGCAGAGCGACAAGGUGGAGCCCCUUACAAUCCGCAUCGGGCAGCGAAUUUCAACAGAUGCAUUGAAACGUGCGGCCUUGUUGAUGUAGGUUUCUCCGGUCCAAGGUUCACUUGGACGAAGGGAACUCUGUCACAACGAAUUGACCGUGCUAUUUGUAAUCAAGAAUGGAUCAAGCA
This is a messenger RNA of Linum trigynum, 2444 nucleotides long. The record is from the annotation of a GenBank genome assembly. NCBI's taxonomy places the organism in Eukaryota, Viridiplantae, Streptophyta, Magnoliopsida, Malpighiales, Linaceae.